AUCCCUGGUCUCUAAAUCUUUUGUUUAUUUGGCUUUUCGCCCGAUUCAAAAAUGUCCCAGCAAAUUCGAGUUUUACAAUGCAUCCAAUGCAAAAUGUAUCAGGUGGACAUUGUGAAAAAGGCUAGCAAAUGGGAAUGUAAAAUUUGCCGCCAAAAGCAGGAAAUGCUCAGGGAGUUCUUUCGGGGAUCAGGACCAGAAUGCCGGGCCAAAGUUCAGCAACUAAACUUGGAUCGUGGAAUGCAGGAGGAACAACUGGAGGAGAAUUUAUUCCUAACAGCCCAACAGCAACUGGAGCAGAAGGAAAACAGCCCACAAAAACAGGAAAUCACUUUGGCUAAGAAGACCACUAAUAAAUGGGCCAACUAUGUGGAUGAAAAUACAGAUAAAUCUACAGCACAGCCUUCAAAAAUCAAAGUUGAAAAGCAUGAGGACAUCUCUUUGGACUUUCAUACAUCCAAAAACAAAGUACCAAGAUCUCAAAAACGUCCUGCGGAAAAUAUACCAGCAGUCAACAAGAAAAGUUGCUCAAAAUGGAACGACUACAUAUAAAAAUUGGACAACAUUUAAAAACAUUCUCUAUUAAAAAGUUUAAGCUUAAGCU
This is a messenger RNA of Drosophila gunungcola (fruit fly), 601 nucleotides long. Its product is annotated as MRN complex-interacting protein. The record is from RefSeq and is a predicted model, not a curated record. The transcript has 2 exons. Gene Ontology annotation, molecular function: chromatin binding. Bases 52 to 549 code for a protein of 165 amino acids. Gene Ontology annotation, biological process: mitotic G2 DNA damage checkpoint signaling. Lineage: Eukaryota; Metazoa; Arthropoda; Insecta; Diptera; Drosophilidae. Gene Ontology annotation, cellular component: nucleus.